Fibroporia radiculosa is the source of this 6111-nucleotide messenger RNA. RefSeq lists its product as uncharacterized. The record is from RefSeq and is a predicted model, not a curated record. Lineage: Eukaryota; Fungi; Basidiomycota; Agaricomycetes; Polyporales; Fibroporiaceae. The transcript is spliced from 10 exons. Bases 1 to 6111 code for a protein of 2036 amino acids.
AUGUCCAAUACUAUUGUCGGCUCUCUGUCAAUUGACCAAUGCGUCGAUCCGAAUGGAUCUCUUGUCUUAAAAGUGCCUAUUCGUGUUCCGCCUGCUAAGCUUUCUCCCACCGUAGAGAUUUCCUAUCAUUCUGCUGUGCAUCAGCAGAGCGUUGUCGGCCACGGUUGGACCUUGGACGCAUUUGGGCUCGUCCAGCGUACUGCAGCGACUAUCGCACAGGACGGAUUUGCCGGAUUCGUCAACUAUGAUUCAAAUGAUCGUUUCACCCUCAAUGGUCAGCGAUUGAUGAAGAUCUCAAGCAACGAGUAUCGCUACGAAGUCGAACAGUGGACGAAAGUCAUCGCUGUAGGCUCUGACUCUGCGAAUCCCGAUAGCUGGAUUGAAUAUCUUCCCGACGGAACCGUUCGUGUCUAUGGUUCAACCAACGACUCCAAUGUCAAGGCUCAAGGCCAGAGUGUAACUCGAGUCUGGGCGAUUUCGGAAACCUAUGAUUCUUUUUCCAACUUUUCUUCUUUUACCUAUGCCAACGAUACAUCAACCGGAUCCUUCUACCUGUCGAGCAUCAACUUUGGCGGGAACAAAAACUUACAAAUGCCACAUCAGCGCACCCUCAGCUUCGAUUACGAGGACCGUCCUGAUAUUGAGACAGAAUAUACGGGAGGGUACCCGGUGACACUGACGAAACGUCUCUCAUCUGUCUCCGCUUCUAUCAACGAUUCUCUUGUCUACAAGCACUCUUUUGUCUAUGAUACCGCUCCCGUAACGGGAUGGAGUCGGCUCCAGAGUGUCGCUCUGUCCGACGACUCGGGAACAUUUGUCACCCCUCUUGCUUUUGAUUGGUGCGAUUCUGCACCUACAGUAUUCGAUGAUUUGACGGCACUCACACCACUCACACCCGAUGUCUCGACCUCACAAGUAUUCCCUGUCGAUGUUGCCGGUCGCGGCAGAACUGACCUCAUUCUUGCGUCAAGUCAAUACGAUUUUGGGGCCGGUUCUAACAUGCUCUGUCUUGAUGUUCACCUCGCGGAUGGAUUAGGAGGCUUCAAUCAUGCGGCGGAGAAUGGAUCAGGUUCAACCAAUCUUUUAUAUCCGACACAUAUGCUGGCUGUCGAUGCAAAUGGCGACGGUAAGACAGAUCUGCUUCAUAUUAUGAACGACUCAUCGUCUGGCGAUACUGAGCACGUUCUCACUGUGCUUCUUUCGACGGAGAAUGGUUAUGUGGCACAACAAGAAACAACCUUUGUCCCCGAUGUUCCGGACGGGCAAUACUUUUCUGGAGAUUUUGAGGGAAAUGGGAACGUCGGAGUAAUAUAUCUCUACAAUGAGUAUACAGGCGGAUCGCAGGCUUUUUCCAUUGUACAGUUCACCUGCGAUGGCACUUCUUUCCACGACCAACCACCCGUAGUGGGGCCGAAAGACAUCACCGUCGAGGGAGUGCAAGUGGUCGUCGCCGAUUUCAAUGGUGAUGGCUCGGAUGAUGUAUUCCUCAUCUCGUCGCUCUACAGUGGUGGAAAUAUCGUCUGCGAGAUAUCCUUCUUCCAGUCUCAGAAUGGCAGGCUCAAGUAUCGCGAUGACAAUCCAUUCGCAAAGAUUGGCGAAAGCAUCUCGUGGACCGAGACGACGUCGUUCCUGGCCCUCCCAGAACAAGACGGAAAGACGGGGUUGCUCGUGCUAUCUCAGAGUGGCAACGGCUACCUUCAAUACCAGACACUUCGGAGCACUGGAAAGACGCUUGCUGUCUCAGAUCAGGUCACGACGAAUGUGCUAUACGACGGAAAGAUCACGCUUGGCCGAAGCACGUCCACCAAUUCGCUCGAUAUCGUGAACGUUUUUGAGGCCAUUGACGGAACCGAAGUCUCGGUUCUUCACUUCUACAACGGCUCAUUCAUCGACAUACGCGGGGUGAAGCAGCCGCCUGGGACCACUCUCCAGGGUUACGACGUCAACUUUGCGGACACACGAGGAAUAGGCAGAGCUGACUGCUUGUUCACACUCUACGACGACUCGAAAAGUGAACUGUCGUUGUACACUCUUCCCUGCGCCGGGACUGUCUCUGCGCCCGCGGAUUUCAUUACUGGUUACAAGGGAGGUCUCGGUGCGCAGUUCUCAGUCACAUACGCCCCCUUGACAGACACCUCCGUCUACGAUGCGCCUCCAACAACCAGGGGGUCUGCCGCUCCGUACGUCAAUGCUCUGGCUCGCAUAUGGACAUCGACCGCUUUCGUGACGCCGUCGAGUGCGUCUACUCUGCCCAUCAUGGGCAAGGGCCGUUCGCAACUGGUACACUUCCCGAAAUAUGUCGUCAAGGAGAUGAGGAAUUGGGCGGCUCCUUCGACCCAACCUGACGGAUACUCUCAAUCGACCUUUUUCUAUACUAAUGGGCGAAUGUCGUUUGACGGAAGGGGUUGGUUGGGCUUCGAGACGAUCAGACAGACGGUGGAGCCACUUGGUGCAGAGACCACGAAUAUCUACCUUCAGGAGUUCCCUUUUAUUGGUCAGAUGUCCCGGACGACGAUACGCGAUGCCUCAGAUCCCAGUCGAACGUUGAAGGACUUGACGUAUGAUUUGAAGUCUUUCCCCGCAAACGGCGGCGCUAAUUGCUAUACCACGAUGCCCGUCGCUCAUCAAACGUUCUAUGAGGGUGGCUCUCAGGCGUUCAUGGUUGACGUCACCCACGACUACGAUUCCUACGCGAACAUCGUCAAGACCGUGAUCGCAGUUACAGGGAAGCCAGCAUUGACACUGACUCAGACCUACUCCAACGAUGAAUCGCAGUGGCUCAUUGGGACCAAGCUCUCGGAAUUGGUUACUUCUGACGGUAUCACCGUGAAGCAGUCCAAGUUCGCCUACCUUGCGGGGACGCAGACCAUCAAUCAUGUCGACCAAUGGGUAGCGGGAACGCAAUGGUCAUCCCAAGAUCUCUCUUUGGACGCCGUGGGCAAUGUGACGACAAUGAAAGGUCCCGGACCAGCAUACAAGACUCUCAGCUACGAUGAUACGUACUCCUUCCCUACAACAGUAACAUCUGCCGUCGACAGCCAGAGGUCUCUUACUACAAAAGCGACCUACGAUCUCAGUACUGGACAAGUCGCGUCUGUCAUCGAUAGCAGCGGAUUCAUAAAAGCCCAGAAGUACGACGUGCUCGGUCGACCUGUCGAGUUUUCCGAAGGAAACGCGUCAUCGAGCUUGGUCGUCAUCGAAAAGCGGCAGUAUACUACCCUUGACAGUCAGCCUGUUUGUAUCAGACAAACACUAUGCGAUUUCUCUUCCGACUCUUGGACCAAGGAGACAGCGUAUUUGGACGGACUUCAGAGACAGUGGAAGACCGCCGUGCCGAGCCCAUCUGACCCAUCAAUCACGAUCUGUAACGAGAUUCGAUACGAUGGUGCCGGUAGAAAGACAAGGCAAUACAGGAGCUAUAGGAGCGACAACACGAAUCCCGAGUACACUGAAACCACCUUCGACAGCAUGUCUCGGAAGAUCAAAGUUGUCUCGCCUGCGGCUAUUGGAGGUGCUGACUCGGUGACGUCCACAUAUCAGUACAGCUACGUCAAUGGCCAAAUUAUCAGCGCGGAGACGAGAUCUGGAGGCGGAGAGGGCAGUACGACUGUGCUGAAUGCUGUUGAGUAUUUCCCAAACCCCGAUUCUUCCGCGAAGGAGUUUGUCAAACCGCUCGCUGUGAGCUCCAUCGAUGAGCUUGAUAGGCAGAUACAAACAUCGUAUGACCCCAUGCAUCGUGUGGUCGCUGUGACAGACCCUAGUGGCGUACAAGUGAUACAGCAAUGGGAUGCUUUGUCAAGACAGCUAGGUCGGCGGAUAACAAAUCCAAAAGGCAUAUCUCCUGACGUGAUCAGUCAGUUCUCGGUACAGUAUGACGACGCUACCAAUACCACCACCGUCCGGAACGAGCUCCUGCAGACAUCAGUUGUCGUAGAGAAGGACUUCAUGAACCGACCGACGAAGAAGACUGCUCCCGACGAGGUCCUCGCUUUCGUCUAUGAUACUGCGUCAGCUAACGCACUCGGCCGCCUUGCCGCAGUUACCUCCUCGAAAGGUACGGAAGAAUAUUAUACAUAUGAUGCUAGAGGCUGCCUGGCUACUUCUGCUUUGAACAUUGACGGCCAAUCCUUCGCAACAUCUUACGAGUAUACUCCCACCCGGCAGCUGAGCCGAACGAUCAAUCCUGACGGAUCUGAAGUUUCCAAGACGCUGUUCGCGAACAGCGAGACGGUGAACAAGGUCACGCUUACGGACGGCACUUCUAGCAAAUCCGCGUCCGUGGUAUUCAGCGAGUUCGAUGAUCCCUUCUUCUCUCCUCUCGUCUGUGAUAUCGGCAACGGUUUGAAGUCCCGAGUCACGCUCGCCGAUAACGGUGCUCCUCUCAAAGCAACUCUCUCCAAAGGCAAUUCUACCACGCCUUCCUACCAACAGUCUUGGAAGUUGAACGGUCGCGGCCGAGUCCAGGAGUAUGACGAUGACUUCACAGGUACUGAUAUCCGGGCAUAUAGCUACGACCUUGCAGGUCAACUUGUACAAGCUCAAGCGAGCGGAGGCGCUCAGCCUGCUGUCUUCUCAUACGACACUAGUGGAAACAUCGCCGCAAAAGACGAGAAACAACAUGUCAACGCGGGUUGGCAGCUUACAUCGAUUCUCGACUCGGUGACGAACAGCAUCUAUCGUACAUAUGAAUAUUCUCCCGAUGGAAACUUGACUUCCGAAAAGGAUGCCGAUGGCAAGGCUGUCCGCUCCAUGGCCUACGACACUGAAGGGAAAAUGCUCGAUUUGAAUGGGACCAAGUUCGUGUAUAAUUUCAACGGCCGUAUGCUCAAAGCGAUGCGCGCUGACGGGUCGAUUACGUACUAUCCGAGUGAAAGCUAUGAAGUCAAUGUCAGUGAUGGUGUAACCACGCAGACAUCGUACCUCCUCUUCCAGCAUCGUCGCGCGAGUAUCAGCACGACUGUGCAAGAUGGCAAGCCGACAGGUACACCUACGGUGAAUUACUACCAUGGCGAUCAUCUGGGGAACAUCGUCGCAGUGUCGGACGAGGACGGGGAUGUUGUGACGACGUACAAGUACGAUGCUUUCGGCCAGGUUACCGUCACCGGACCGGACAUCUCCAGAUACAAAUAUAGCGGGAAAGAGAUCUUCGACGGUUUGUAUUACUUUGGUGCUCGAUUCUAUGACCCUGCGACUGGUCGCUUUGUAACGCUAGACAACAUCACGAUUUCGCUAUUGGACAUCACCGCGUCGAAGUUCAACCAGUACACGUUCUCCCAGAAUAAUCCUGUCAACUUCAUCGACAUCAACGGCAACUUGUCUUUCUGGUGGCAUCUUGUGUGGCAUCUGGCCGUUGAUGUAGCUUUAUUGGCCGCAGGAGUGUUGGCAACCGUCUUCUUGCCUGAAGUACCAAUCCUUGCCGAGAUGGCCUUCGGUGCCGCACUCAGCGGAUUCAUGUACGAUGGCGAAGCGCUCUGGAAUGCAGCCGUGAAUGGCAAGCAGGAGCUCAACGACGCUGCAUGGGGUGUCGCACUUGGUGUAGGUGCAGUGUCGAGCGUGACGGGGUUCCUCGGAAGCACUGCGGCGAGCAAGGCGGGCUUCGCGGCGAUCGAGGCCGCAGACCUUCUUGGUGCACGCGUGGGCGGCAAAUUCGUAGGCCAGGAAGUGCUACAGCUCGCGAAACGCGGUGCGGUACAGUUGGCUGUGGCAGGUAUCAACGGUGCCGUCGCAAGUGCCACACAGCAAGUACUCACAAACGUAGUAACCGGUCAGAAGGAUGUUUGGGAUGGCGUGGGCAUGUCUACUCUUACUGGCGCGGGUGGAGGCAUUGCAGGUGGAGCGUUCAAGAACUUUGCCAAGUCCAGUGCUAAGGCACUGACAAACCGAACUGAAAGCGAGUUCUUCUACAGUUUGUUGGACGGCAAGUCGACACUGCCAUACAACGUGUCCACAGAGGUCCAGGGCAUACGGAUGCUCUCUUCGCGCAUACUGGAUGCCGUGGAUGUGUUACCGCUGCAAAACUUUUCGCGUUCUAGUGGUGGACAACCCAUUCCGCAGCCGAACCUCGCUCCGACCAAUGUUCUUCUCGCAGCACCACAAUCCAACUUCUUCUAA